AAAACUGCACCUCGUAUUUGCCCACCUUGUAAAACCCUGGAACCCUAAAACCCACGUAAUUAACAGAAACUCUGAAAUAACAAUUUAUGGAUAAAUUUAUGACGAAAUAGAAAAAUCUAAAUAUGGGAUCUGAAAUUGAAACCCUGGAGGAGAGAUUGAACUCGUUUCUGGUGCAGCUUCAAGCAGAAUGUAGGGUGUUGGAGAGAAUGGUGUACAAAAAUAAGAACCAGCAUAGAAGAUGCUCUUAUUUUCAGUAUCUACUAAAGGUGAGGAGGGAUUUGAGACUUUUGCAAUCUAUCAAGUUGGAGGAGAUAGUGGGUUCUUGCUUCCAUGUUAUUUCUGGAAGGAAACCUAGACAAAAGGUUCAUCUGUUAGAAAGUUUGAAGUGGAGAAAAUGUGACUCUGGAACACCCAAUUUUAUGGAGCGACUUCUAGGAGCUGCACGCUUACUGUCACAGAUAGUGGAGCCAAUGCUGAAAGCAGCUACUGAUAUAUCUACUCUACUGGCACGUUCUUUUUUUAUGGGAUUUUCUCUGACAAUUUUGGCUUUGCUUGCACGUCUUCGAGUUUUGGUUCAGCAAAUAUUGCUUGAUGUUGUUUCAGUAUUCAACAUGGUCUCCUCUCUAUCCCAAGAGAAGCAAUCUGUAAAAAUAACACAGGAAGGACUUGAGGUGUUCAGGGAGUACUAUCCAACAAAUGAGGAGUUUGUCACUCUGGAGUGUGUGUGGAAGACAGACAAGUUUGUUUUGGUUGAGAAAACACACAAAAUAGAUGUAAAAGUUCAAGAUGGAGGUCUUGGAGAUAGUUCUAUUGAAAAGUCAGUUCCACGUUAUUGGACUAUCGAGUCUUUUCUAGGAGACAGUGAUUCUGAUUUCGAGAAGGCUGAUGAUGAUCACACGGCCAAAGAAGAUUCCUGUGAAGAUAAGCAGCACUUGUUUUCAGGCCCUUCUGUUGAGAGUAGUGAGCAUGGGAAUCAAGUUGAAGGUGAUGUUGAAUGGGGAGACAAUCCAAUCAUUUCAGAAUCUCCUCGCAAGCAACUCCCUCCAGAAGAUAGCCUUGCUGCAAAAUCAAGCUCGCCUCCAAGCUCAAAAGUUUUGACACCACAAUAUGGAGCAAGGCAAGUGGCUUUUGUCUCGGUAAAAAGACCUGCACCCUCAACAACAGCCUUCGUCUCUGUCAAAAAACCUACAACUCCAACUUCACAUAUAGAAGUUCCUCAUUUCAAGGAAAUUGAAGACACUAGUAUCAAGGAUGACUCCAUUUCUAAUGUGCUCGCUGGUGGUAAUCCCAAACAGAUUCUAUUUUGAUGUUAAAAACGAAUCAAAUAGAUAAUUGUCUAGAUUGUAAGAUGUAUUUUACAGUCUUGCUUUUUGCUAAGAUUCUGUCGGAAAAUAUUUCUUACACUAUUUCCAUGGAAUAUAACUAGAAAAAAAAAAGAAUAAAUAAGGCGAGCUAAAUUCUGUCA
Populus euphratica (Euphrates poplar) is the source of this 1465-nucleotide messenger RNA. RefSeq lists its product as uncharacterized. Bases 123 to 1307 code for a protein of 394 amino acids. The record is from RefSeq and is a predicted model, not a curated record. The transcript has 8 exons. Lineage: Eukaryota; Viridiplantae; Streptophyta; Magnoliopsida; Malpighiales; Salicaceae.